CAAUAUGGCACUGAGUGUCGUUGUGUAAAACAUGUGGGGCAGGGAGGAUGCAGGUGGAGCCAUAUUGAGGAGGGAACUGAGAAGUUGAAGGAGCUGAAGUACACAUUACAGUCUGCCUUUCUGAAAUCCUAGCUUAACAUGAAAGAAAGAGAGUGAAAGGCUGGUUGGUCUAGGGGAUCUCAGGCUGAAGGGGUUUUUUGUUUUCUUUAUUUUUAAGAUGGAAGAGACUGAACAUGUUUACAAGCUGAGGGGAGGAGUCCCUGAAGGUGGAGAGAGGUUGAUGAAAGGUGAUCGCUGGCAACUGCUAGAGAAAUGAAACUGGAACUGCUCUGGCUGUGAAGAACUCCUCCAUUGGAAAGGAUUCUGAAAGAAAUGAAGAAAACCAUCAGAAAUGCAAUCGGUAGCUUCAUGGCCUUCUGUUGACUGGACUAGACUUUUCUUACCGCUGUUCCUUGGAAUGACACUGUACAGGAUGUCUGCUGAGGUCAUCCAUCAGGUGGAAGAAGCACUUGAUGAAGAUGAGAAGGAGCUGCUGCUUUUUCUGUGCCGAGACGUUGCUGCAGAUGUGGUUCCACUUAAUGUCAGGGACCUUCUGGAUGUUUUAAGCGAGAGAGGAAAGCUGUCUUCUGUGAGCUUGGCUGAGCUGCUUUACAGAGUAAGGCGGUUUGACUUGCUCAAGAGGGUCUUGAAGAUGGACAGACCGACAGCGGAGGCCCUCCUGCACAGGCACCCACAUCUUAUUUCGGACUAUAGGGUGCUGUUGAUGGAAAUUGGUGAGGGUUUGGAUAAAUCUGAUGUGUCCUCAUUAAUAUUCCUCAUGAGAGAUUAUAUGGGCCGAGGCAAGAUAGCCAAGGAUAAGAGUUUCUUGGAUCUUGUGAUUGAAUUGGAGAAGCUAAACCUGGUUGCUCCAGAUCACUUGGAUUUAUUAGAAAAAUGCCUAAGGAACAUCCACAGAAUAGACCUGAAGACAAAAAUCCAGAAAUACAAGCAGUCUGCUCAAGGAGUGGAAACAAAUUAUGUAAAUGCUCUCCAGGCAUCUCUGCCAAACUUGAGUAUUAAGGAUCCUUCCUAUAACCUAAGGUUCCAGAAUGGGAGGAGUAAAGAACACAGACUCAUGACGGGACAACCUGACAUUCAGAGAGAACCAGUGAAGACACCCAUUCAGGAAUCAGAAGCAUUUUUACCUCAGCACGUGCUGGAAGAGAGAUACAAGAUGCAGAGCAAGCCCCUGGGAAUCUGCCUGAUAAUUGAUUGCAUUGGCAAUGACACAGACAUUCUUGAGGAAACCUUCACUGCCCUGGGCUAUGAAGUCAAGCGUUUCUUAUAUCUCACUGUGGAAAAUAUAAUGCACAUUCUUGGCCAAGUUGCGCACAUGCCCCAACACCAAGACUACGACAGCUUCGUGUGUAUCCUGGUGAGCCGAGGGGGCUCCCAGAGCGUGUUUGGCGUGGAUCAGACUCACUCAGGGGUCCCUUUGGAUCAUAUCAGAAGGAUGUUCAUGGCAGAUGCAUGCCCCUCUCUCUCAGGGAAGCCAAAGGUCUUUUUUAUUCAGAACUAUGUGACGUCAGAGGGCCAGCUAGAGGACAGCAGCUUCCUGGAGGUGGAUAGGCCAUCAGUGAAAAGUGCAGAAUCCAAGGCCAGGCAGCCCGGGGCCUGCGUGAUUCACCGAGAAGCUGACUUCUUCUGGAGCCUGUGCAAAGCGGACGUGUCCCUGCUGGAGCGGUCCUCCCCUUCACCGUCACUGUACCUGAAGUGCCUCUCCCAGAAGCUGGGGAAAGAAAGAAAACACUCACUCCUGGAACUCCACAUUGAACUCAACAGCAAGGUGUAUGAUUGGAACAGCAGAGUGUCUGCUAAGGAGAGAGCACAGGCUCCGGACGCACAGACUCAGCGUCCACGGCUCAUGGGCCCAGCCGCUCCGCGGCAUGUGGGAUCUUCCCGGACCGGGGCACGAACACGUGUCCCCUGCAUCGGCAGGUGGACUCUCAACCACUGCGCCACCAGAGAAGCCCGGAAAGUCAGUGAUUUUGAAUAAACACAUCGGUAUUCUUUGUUUCAUUUUAUACAGAGCACAUAUUAUUGUAACUUUAAAAUGUAAAAUAAAAAUUACUUAUUGUUAAAAAUGUU
Molecule: messenger RNA, 2127 nt
Organism: Delphinapterus leucas (beluga whale)
Lineage: Eukaryota; Metazoa; Chordata; Mammalia; Artiodactyla; Monodontidae
Gene: CFLAR
Product: CASP8 and FADD like apoptosis regulator
Biological process (GO): regulation of apoptotic process; proteolysis
Molecular function (GO): protein binding; cysteine-type endopeptidase activity
Source: RefSeq, a predicted model, not a curated record